AUGGAUCCAGCCAAUGACAACAUCCCAUACGAGCCCUCGUUCGAUGUCCGGGAACUGGUCAGCAUUGAGGAGGUGAUGGAGCGAGAGGAAUUGGGUCCAAACGGUGGCGUUCUCUGGGCCAUGGAAGAAGCAGAAGCGAACUUUGAUUGGCUGGAGAGCCAUCUCGAAGACUGCGAAGAAACGAUCAUUCUGGACAUGCCUGGUCAGGCAGAACUAACAACACAUCACGACGCCAUUCCACGUCUUCUACAUCGACUUGAAAAGGCUGGCUUCCGAAUAGUCGUUCUGCAACUCCUCGACUCGGUGGUCAUGACCCGACCCUCUCUCUACUUGAGCAGUCUCAUUCUCUGCCUGCGAGGCAUGCUGCACCUCCCAUACCCGAUUGUCAACAUCUUCACCAAGCUAGACAAUCUUGCCGCAGUAGGAGGCGGUGAUUUGCCUUUCAACCUAGACUUCUACACCGAAGUUCAGGAUCUCUCACACUUUCUGCCCGUACUUGCGGCCGAGCAAGCAAGCAGUAGCUUAGUGAAUAGAGAGAAGUGGGAUCGACUGAACGAAGCUCUCAUCGGAUUGAUCGAAGACCAUGGUAUGAUCGGUUUCGAGACGCUUGCAGUCGAAGAUCGUCAGAGCAUGUCGAGCUUGUUGAGAGCAAUAGAUCGUGCUAGCGGAUAUGUGUUUGCAGGUGCUCGCGCCAAGGAUGAGGAAGGGAGGACGUUGAGUGAUGAGGCAAGUAUUUGGGCACAAGCCAUGAGCUCAAAUUACGGGCAAAUGGAGGUGCGCGAUGUGCAGGAGAGGUGGAUUGAGAGGAAAGAUGAAUGGGAUGAGAUUGAGAGGAAGCAGUGGGAAGAGGAGGCGAAGUUGGCGGGAGCUCUUGAUGGUCAGUCUCCGGCUGCGGCAGUAAGGAGGGCAGAGUCAAAGGAUGAUGUGGGUGGAGAGGAAGAUGACGAGUUGCUUGACGAGCAGAGAAAGUGGAUGGAGGAGCAGGCGAAGAAGGGCCAAGGUGGAGGAGCAACAGCUGUGAGGAAGCCUUGA
Ramularia collo-cygni is the source of this 1032-nucleotide messenger RNA. RefSeq names its product related to ATP-binding domain 1 family member B. The transcript has 3 exons. The record is from RefSeq and is a predicted model, not a curated record. NCBI's taxonomy places the organism in Eukaryota, Fungi, Ascomycota, Dothideomycetes, Mycosphaerellales, Mycosphaerellaceae. Gene Ontology annotation, molecular function: GTPase activity. Bases 1 to 1032 code for a protein of 343 amino acids. Gene Ontology annotation, cellular component: cytoplasm.